ACUAUAUUUUUAAAAAUUCUUUUUGUUUUUCAGAAAGGACAAUUUAAAGUUGAAAGGUUGAGUGAAGAGAAUAAAAUAAUGAGUUCAGAGCAGGAUAUUGGUCCAGCUGUAGAAGAAAAAUCUGACGGCGCUGGAACAAAGGAAGAUGAAAACAAAGUGGGAACUUUUAAAACACCUAGUUUUGUUAUUCCCAGUAAGAAGAAAGUUCAGUCAGGUACUAAUGCAGGAGGAAUGUUUAAAAGUCCUGCAUUACCACCAAAAAUUGGUGGUGAUAUCAAGAAAACUGAAGUUGCAGAGAAAGAAAAAACUAAAACAGUAAAUACUGAAGCUGCUGAAGAUGAAGAUGUCAAAGUAAAAGAUGAAGAUACAAGUAAUAAGGAGGAGGAUACUGAUGCGAAAGUCCCGUCAAAGAAACUGGUAGUGCCUUCACCAGCUGAACAGCUGAAACAGUCCCAAUCUGCGAUACCAUACAAAGAACCUUCUUGGAGUGGCCUCUGUGAAGAAAAAUUUGCAUUUGAGGUCAUUAAAAAUGGUGCAGUUAUUGAUAACAUUGAUCUUACAACCAAAGCUUUCCAUGUAAUUGGCAGACUGCCAAGUUGUGAUAUUCCGAUGGAACAUCCGUCUUUGUCUCGUCAUCAUGCAGUUGUGCAGUAUUCUAGCGGGAAGUCAGAACAAUAUCCAGGCGGAUGGUACUUGUUUGAUCUAGACAGUACACAUGGUACCUGGAUUAAUAAGAACAAGGUUCCAUCUCAAAAGUUUCACAGAAUUCAUGUUGACUAUGUGUUAAAGUUUGGUGGAAGCUCAAGGUUAUUUAUUUUACAAGGCCCUGAUACUGACCGUCAGGAGGAAUCAGAAAUGUCGGCAUCUGAGAUGAAGGAACAGCGAGAAAAACAGAAGAAAGAGGCGGAGGUACUGAGGCAGGCUGAGAUAGAGGAGGCAGAAAGAAAGGCGGAGAUACUGAAAAAGAGGGAGGAGUCAAAGGGAUGUUCAUGGGGCAUUGAUGAUGAUGAAAUCGAAGAAGAAGAUGAUAAAGCAGAAAACCCAUUUGCUUCCAUAGAACCAGAGAAUGAGGCUUUGUAUAUCAAUGAUCCGAAGAAGUCACUGAAUGGGUAUUUUGAGAGAGAGGGUUUGGAAUUGCCAGAAUAUGAAUUCCAUGAAGCAGGAUUUGGAAAAUGGAAAUGUACAGUGGAACUACCAAUUGAUGCUCCUUCGGGAGAACCUUUGGUGGCUGAGGUGACAGUGUCGGGAAAGAAACGAGAGGCAGUAGAGGCUUGUGCGCUUGAAGCUUGUAGAAUAUUAGAUAGACAUGGAGAAUUACGGAAGUCUGCUCAGGAAAGUCGAAAACGAAAACAGAGAAAUUGGGAAGAUGAUGAUUUUUAUGACAGUGAUGAAGAUGUGUAUUUAGAUAGAACUGGUACCAUUGAGAAGAAGAGAGAGCUUCGGAAGAAUAAAGUUGGUAAGACUGAUAAAGUCACAGAAACUUAUGAUACGCUUUUAGAAAAGCAUAAAAAAGUUACUGCUGAAAUUGAAGAGAUAGAAGCAAAACUUGAACAAGCAAAAGCACAAGCAGCUGCAAUGGAAAGUGAUGAUGUAGAUGCUCUUGAUGCAUAUAUGAGUGCUAUAAAAUCAGGAAUGAUGGACACAAAAACAAAAAUGAAGUUUAAGAGACAGUUGCUUGAAUUAAAACAAGAAGAGCAGAGGAUAAGAAAACUUGUGAACAUAGCUAAACCUGCCUCACUUCCAGAAAUCUCAAGUAAAAACUCAAAAACAGAUGUUAAAAAGCAAGGUGUUCUAGCAAGUGUUGGUAAAAUGAAAGGUCCUUCGACAGGGAAGCUGCCUCGAAAGAUUGUGCCAGGUCCAAAACAAGAGAACACUGUAGAGAAAUCUGAUGAAAGUGAAGAAGAUGAUGAUGAAAAUGAUAGACUAGGUGAAAAUAGUAAGGCAAACAGCAAGAAUAUGAAAAGUAAUAGUGAAGUUGUAGGAGUUCCAAAACAAAGUGAGGAUAAAACUAAAGUUAACAAUGAACAUACUGACCAAAAGCCAAAGGUGAAAGGACCAACAAUGCCGCCUGUUAGAGAAAAAGAAAAGGAACAUGAAAGUGUCAAACAGGAGAUUCAUUCCAAGUCAAGGCUGAAAGGUCCUUCUCUACCACUUGCUGCUGUUUUAGAAAAAUUACAAGAAGAAAAUGUGGAAGGCGAUCAAAAACCAGAAACUGAUAAUGAGAAAAAACAGACAGACAGUAACAAGAGAAAAUCAAAAAGUGCUAAGACUGAAAAUAAGAAAUUCAAAUCUGGUGACAGUUAUGAUGCUGAAGACCCUGAUUAUGCUGUUUGGUUACCUCCUGAAAACCAGUCUGGGGAUGGAAAAACUCAUUUGAAUGCAAAAUUAGGCUACUGAAACAGGUAGCCAGUCUGGAAUACUGAAGUUAGAAUAUUGAAUCAGAAAAGCAGUCUUGAGAUUUCAGUGCAAACUUAUUUACUCAAGGUAAUGAAACAGAAGAGUAGUCCACCAUGCAGACUGACCUACUUAAGAUACUAAAUCAGCAAAGAGAGAAAUGUUUCAUGGUACAAAAAUAGGAUAACUGCGUUAAAAAGCAAUGCAUGGGAUCAGAACUAGACUUGCACAAAGUCAUUAUAAUUCGUUGGAGGAUAUUUUGGUGCAUUUUUUCGUUAUACUUGUCCACACAAUUUAAAUCCCAAAGGUUUUUAAUUACUAAAAUUUCCCUUAAUUUUAUAUGAGGAAUUUGAAAUCUAUUAAUUACCAUGAUUAGUGGCCACAUGACACAGCUAAAUGAAGAACUUAAAUUUGUGCAUACCCAUACAGGUAGAUUUAAUAGUAUGGAACCACAUCUCUAAAAUACGAGUUAAUUUCAACCGGUUAAAUUCAAGGCCAGGUUUAUUAAUUCUCGAAAUAAAGGUAAUAAAGGUUGAUAUUUUUCAUUUUACGAAAAUGAAAGUGAAUACAAAUCAUAUAUAAAAUA
Molecule: messenger RNA, 2980 nt
Organism: Mercenaria mercenaria
Lineage: Eukaryota; Metazoa; Mollusca; Bivalvia; Venerida; Veneridae
Product: kanadaptin-like
Exons: 3
Coding region: 79-2397 (772 amino acids)
Molecular function (GO): mRNA binding; protein binding; RNA endonuclease activity producing 5'-phosphomonoesters, hydrolytic mechanism
Source: RefSeq, a predicted model, not a curated record